Molecule: messenger RNA, 1436 nt
Organism: Drosophila grimshawi
Lineage: Eukaryota; Metazoa; Arthropoda; Insecta; Diptera; Drosophilidae
Product: calcineurin subunit B type 2
Exons: 4
Coding region: 160-672 (170 amino acids)
Molecular function (GO): calcium-dependent protein serine/threonine phosphatase regulator activity; calcium ion binding
Source: RefSeq, a predicted model, not a curated record
GUGAAUAGUCCGACGCCAUUGUGUACAAAAGUGUGUCGCUGUCGCAGUCGCCAAAAGAAAAAGUCAAAUUCUUUUAUAAAUUGCCAAGAAAAAGAUCGACGUUAGUGUUUAUACAUUUAUAGCUUCCAAGGAAAUCGACCACAAAAGGCCAAACACAAAAUGGGAAAUGAAACGUCGCUGCCAAUGGAAAUGUGCUCGAAUUUCGAUGCGGAUGAAAUACGUCGGCUGGGCAAACGUUUCCGGAAACUGGAUCUGGACAAUUCGGGUGCACUGAGUGUGGAUGAGUUUAUGUCGCUGCCGGAAUUGCAACAGAAUCCGCUCGUGCAGCGUGUCAUCGACAUUUUCGAUGCGGAUGGCAACGGUGAGGUGGACUUCAAGGAGUUCAUUCAGGGUGUCUCCCAGUUCAGUGUUAAAGGUGAUAAAUUGUCAAAAUUGCGGUUCGCAUUUCGCAUCUAUGAUAUGGACAAUGAUGGCUACAUUUCCAAUGGCGAACUGUUUCAGGUCUUAAAAAUGAUGGUGGGCAACAAUUUGAAAGACACGCAACUGCAACAGAUUGUGGACAAGACAAUCGGUUUCGCGGACAAGGAUGAGGAUGGCAAAAUAUCAUUCGACGAGUUCUGUUCGGUUGUUGGCAAUACGGAUAUACACAAGAAGAUGGUUGUUGAUGUUUAAGGCUAGCUAGCUAGCUAGCUGUGCGUUGAUCCGCGAUGAUGGCAACUGCUGAUGCUGCAUAUAGGUUUACGAGUAACGUGUACUUUUUUUUAUAUAUAUAUGCGUAAUGCAAAUAUUUUUCACUAGUUACUAUUUAUUUUUUUUUUAUAUAUAUUACUUUUAUUUUCAUAUGUAUAUUAUUUGUUUUCUCUCUUUAUUUUGUAUUUAAUUGUUUUGUUUUGUUUUAUUUUGUUUUUUUUUACAUAUUGUUAUCAAGCUGUGCGUUCAGAACGAGUAACGAAAUAUUUACACAGCUGUCAGUGAGCCAAUUUCAAUCACUCGCUUUAACGAUCCUACGAAAUAAUAUAUAUAUCAUAUUUUCUAAAAGAAAAACAAAAAACAAAAAAAGCAACACACAAUUUUUUAAAAGUUGUAUCUCUAAGUCGUAAAGUAAAGUACUGAAAGGGAAACACGAACACAACAACAACAACAACAAAACACAAAAUUCGCUGGAUACACCAUAUACAUAUGUAUAUUACUAUAUACAUAUUUGUAUAUAUUUACAUAUAUAGGCAAGAGAGAAAAUAAUGAAAAUUGUGCGCCUCCUACUUACAUACUUCUUAAAAUAUAUAGUCAUAAUUUAUUAUACAACAAAAUAUACACGUAACGAAUUGAAUUGAAUUGAAUCAAAGCAAAAACAACAUUACAAAUUGAAGAGAUGAGAAGAGAAGUGAAGCGAAGAAUAAGCAAAUAAAGCAACAAGUUGAGCGUUUUUAAUCAACAAA